Messenger RNA from Neltuma alba, 826 nucleotides. RefSeq lists its product as uncharacterized. The coding region runs from base 164 to 427 and encodes 87 amino acids. The transcript has 3 exons. The record is from RefSeq and is a predicted model, not a curated record. Lineage: Eukaryota; Viridiplantae; Streptophyta; Magnoliopsida; Fabales; Fabaceae.
AAAAGGAAAAAUAAAAAGGUCUGCCUCUCCUAUUUGUCCGCUCACUGAGCUCCUGCUCACGAUCUGCCUUCUGCGGUUCUACCCGUUUAGCUGGGUGCCAAGCCUCGUCCUUUACGAGUUGUGCGUGAUUCACUCCUGAAAAGAGGAAAGAUAAUCAGAGACGAUGGGAGGCGGAGCUGAUCACGGGCACGGGCACGGAGAGGUGCAUGGGGAUUUCAGGAGCAAGGUUUGGAGUAUGCCUGGUGGCCCUUAUUGUCGCCCCAAGCACUGGAAGCGCAAUACCGCCAUUGCAAUGUUUGGUGUCUUCCUCAUUUGUAUCCCCAUCGCCAUGAAAUCUGCGGAGCUUGAGCAACGGCCACACCAUCCUGUUCGCCCAAUCCCGUCCCAGCUCUGGUGCAAGAACUUUGGGACCAAAGACUACAAAUAAUCUUCUGGAUUACUGCCGUUAGUUUCGCAACCUGUCGAACAACUUGGUAUUUACCUGUUGAUUUCAAGAAAGUAUGAGCAGCUUUGAACAGUCGCUGUUUUGAUGUCAAUGUCGUAUGAGACUUGUGUCUCGGAUCUUCUCGUAAAUGGGCGUCUAUGUCAUUAAAUUUGAUAGAAUGAUAAGUGUGCUUGUUGAAUUUAGUCAAAACUUGGUUUUGACCAAAAUAAUAUGGGAAUAAUUUUGUCUCGUAAGUUGCUGAAUCAGUAUAUAAAGUAAUAUUAUAAAUUCUGAGUGAAUUGAUAGACAAAUUCAGUUCAUUUAAAGUUGUAAGAUGACAUUAUUUGCCUAUGUCGCUAUGCAAAGAUGUGACGAUCUUAUUAGUAGGUGUGAUUGUAAUUA